Molecule: messenger RNA, 1558 nt
Organism: Drosophila hydei
Lineage: Eukaryota; Metazoa; Arthropoda; Insecta; Diptera; Drosophilidae
Product: serine protease snake-like
Exons: 3
Coding region: 275-1408 (377 amino acids)
Biological process (GO): proteolysis
Molecular function (GO): serine-type endopeptidase activity
Source: RefSeq, a predicted model, not a curated record
CACGUGUUAUCGUGUUAUCGAACAUCGCGAGCUGGCAAAGUCUAAUUUUGAAGCAAGCAAACAGUAAUUGCUAAGUCAGAGACGUAGCUCACAAAAGCGAUGAGCGUAUGAUUUCAGUUCAGAAAGAGUUGACUGGCUGGUUUCGCUUCCCAGUCGAAAAGCAACAAGCGGCGCAGGCGCCAAAGAGUUAGCCAGUCAGAAGCGAGGUCUGGCGAAGAGCAGCAGUAGCAGCAGCAGCAAAUAAAGUGAGCGUCACUGAACAAACGAGGAAAAAAUGCCAACCGACGCAUCGUUGCUAUUCCUAUUGGGCCUCGCGAUGGCGACACCUGGCGGCGCAGCGGCGGCUCACCCCGCCAUACGGCCGCAGUCGCAGCGCGGCAUUAUCUUUCCCAAGGAGACCUUUGACGAAUGCUUUGUGGAUGAUGCGCAAAAGAUGCCAGGUAGCUGUAAAUUGUUGCAGGACUGCCCCGCUGCCUUAAAGCAAUCAAUUCCCAAGACCUGUUAUUUUGUCAAGUUCGAUCAGUACGUAUGUUGCUCCAACCCUAGUUAUUCAAAUGGCACACAGGUGGCGCCAACAACACUGAAGCCGCCUACACAACGGAGAAGCGUCCGAGCUUGCGAGGAAUCUGGGUACAUAACCGUCUCUGUUGUCAAUGGCCGUGCCACCGUAUACCGAGAGUUUCCCUUCAUGGUCGCCCUCGGCUGGCGCUCGAGCUUCGAUGAAAGCAUUCACUAUCGCUGCGGGGGCAGUCUCAUAGCAUCCAAGUUUGUGCUCACAGCGGCGCACUGCAUCGACUUUGGCGGACAGGUGCCCGUAACGGUGCGACUGGGCGGUGACAAUCUAACCAUGGGCAUGGGCGUCGAUAAUCAAAUCCGGCGCAUAUUUAUGCAUCCCGCUUACGAUGAGAAAACCGCCUACAACGACAUCGCGCUGCUGGAGCUGGAAAUGGAUGCGCCGCCAAGCUUGGUUCCCGUCUGCCUUUGGCAGCAUGCGAAACUGGCAGAGAAGGAGCUAACAGCCAUUGGCUACGGACAGAUUAGCUUCACGGGUCUCUCCUCCUCGCAGCUGCUCAAGGUCGAUCUGCAGCACAUCAGCGACGACCUGUGCCAAGACUACUACACACGCGAACUGCUCGCCGAGGGCUUGGCUGCCAGUCAGCUCUGUGCAGGCGACACCAAAGGCAAGGGCGACACCUGCCAAGGUGAUUCCGGUGGCCCGCUGCUCAUGAGAUCCGAUUCGAUAUGGUAUCUGGUGGGCAUCACGUCACUAGGUCAGGGCUGUGCCACCGGACCGCCCAGCAUCUAUACGCGCGUCUCCAGCCACCUCGACUGGAUUGAGAGCGUUGUCUGGCCCGAACCCGAAGUGCAGACAGUGGAUCCCCAUUUCGAUCUGCGUAUUUCCUUCUGAGGCAGGUCACAGUUCGUCCAGUAAAUUCCCAAGUUCAAUCGGCGGGAAUUCACCGCUGAUUCAGCUUAUUUCAAAUAUUACUCAUGCCUUAAGCUCAGGCUUCACCCAUCAAUCAAAUCAAAUUGACUUAUUAUUAUUAUUUUGUUUAGA